Molecule: messenger RNA, 1278 nt
Organism: Anoplophora glabripennis (Asian longhorned beetle)
Lineage: Eukaryota; Metazoa; Arthropoda; Insecta; Coleoptera; Cerambycidae
Product: TBC1 domain family member 13
Exons: 7
Coding region: 9-1244 (411 amino acids)
Biological process (GO): intracellular protein transport; activation of GTPase activity
Molecular function (GO): GTPase activator activity
Source: RefSeq, a predicted model, not a curated record
UCAAAAGUAUGGCAUAUUACAAAGCAAGGUUAAAGGAAUUUGACGAAAUUCUUUUUCGAGAUGUCGUUAAUUUAAGAGAAUUAAAAAAACUAUCAUUUCACGGUGAGAGGAUAGUGGGAGUGUCUGUGGGUUUUUGUUUUUAUUUUUGUUGUGCCUUUUUAGGAAUACCAGAUGAUCAAGGUAAACGAGCCCUUUGUUGGAAAUUACUUCUAAACUAUUUACCACCUGAACGUGAGAAAUGGAUUCCACAUUUGCAAGAAAAACGAUCUUUAUACAAACAAUUUAUAGAGGAAAUGAUAGUUAUGCCUGGAGAAAAUGAAGCAAAUGGGGACGUUACCCUAGGGGAUCACCCCCUAAGUAUAAAUCCAGAUAGUGAAUGGCAAACGUUCUUUAAAGAUAACGAAGUUUUGCUACAGAUAGACAAAGAUGUAAGAAGACUGUGUCCAGACAUAUCAUUUUUUCAACAACCUACCGAUUUCCCUUGUACUAAAAUAGUUAAUAGUAACGAUGUUAAACGAUUACACACAAGAGUCCAAAGGAGAGUUCUGAAAUGUGCAAAUGUCGAAAGGAAAGGCUUAGGAAUCACAAAGAUAGCAUUGUCAAUAAAAAAAGCAAAUGAAGACUAUGCCCCUAUGGCUGAGGGUAAGGAAGCCCAUUGGGAAGUUGUAGAGAGAAUAUUAUUUUUAUAUGCGAAACUGAACCCCGGGCAAGGAUACGUUCAAGGCAUGAACGAAAUUAUCGGACCUAUAUAUUAUGCUUUCGCAUGCGAUCCUGAUAUUACUUUUAGAGAAUAUGCCGAAUCAGAUUGCUUCUUUUGUUUCACAAAUUUAAUGUCCGAGAUCAGAGAUUUUUUUAUAAAAAGCCUAGAUGAGUCCGAGAGAGGUAUAAACAAAAUGAUGAGCAAAAUGCUAGUUGAACUAAAAAAUUGUGAUUUAGACAUUUGGCUUAGAUUUCAACAGCUGGAUUUGAAACCGCAAUUUUAUAGUUUUAGAUGGAUCACGUUGCUUCUUUCACAAGAGUUUCCAUUGCCUGAUGUCCUUAGGAUAUGGGAUUCCCUCUUUUCAGAUGAGAAACGGUUCGAUUUCCUGAUUUAUGUGUGUUGCGCGAUGAUUGUAAUACUUCGUAAUCAAUUAUUAGAAGGAGAUUUUCCGUCCAAUUUAAAAUUACUCCAAAAUUUUCCUCCGAUGGAUGUUCAAAUUAUAUUAUCAAAAGCUGUUCAGUUAUCGAAGCAGAAACUUUUUUAAAUUUUACACGAUAUACAUAAAAAAUUUUUAAUUA